AUGGCGCAAAAGACACAACGGCGCAGAACACAACGCUACCACAUUCGGAAAGCAAGACAAGUUGUGAUAGCAGCCCUAGAGGAAAUUGCACCUGGGAACGCUGAAAUCCUCUUGAGUAAACUAGUGAUAUCAAACGUCGUCGCACUGACAGAGAACGAAGUUGACUUAACGCUUGUUGACGCCUUAGCAGAAUGCUACAAGAGUGCGAGCCACUGGAGCACACGAAGGCAAAUCCUAUCCAUUAUUGCUGACAAAGUUAUCUAUCGAACGUUACAGAGUUGGAUUCCUGGUCUAACACGACAUAGAUAUAAUGUCGCCAGGCAACACGCUCACAUGUAUGAAGGAGGUGCUGAAGUUGAAACUCGUAGUGUACCGAGAAUGUAUGUCUCAGCCUCACAGCUCGACCACUUCCUUGACUUCAUCACAAGUGAACACAUUGUCCAAGAACUUCCAUUUGGUGAUCGGACAUUGAAAUUAUCAUCCGAAAAGAAAAUAAUAGUACUCAAUGUGGUAAGAAAGGUCAUCCCAGAGCGAGUUAUUCAACAGUAUAACCUGUUUUGCACCGAGACGGGUUUUGCUCCGAUGGGACGCAGCACCCUUCAUAACAUUCUAGAUGUGUGCUCUGCUAGUGUAAGGAACUCAUUACAGGGACUCGAUUACUUUACAGCGCAAGGCACACAGGCUUUUGAUGAUUUAGAGAGCGUUGUCGAUAAGCUCGGAGAAGACUGUGGGAUGGGCUCAUCCUGGGUGAAAGAAAAGAAGGAACAGCUCAAGGAAGGAAAGAGAUAUCUGAAGAGUGAUUACAAGGUACCAUUAUUAUCCCUAUUAUCAUUAUGAUUAUCAUUAUUACUAUUAUUACGAUCAUAACACUAAAAAUAAUCGAGUGUGCUUCAUCAGUUCUUAUCACAAUACAGAGAUAUGAAUUAUUAAUAAAUACAUGCAGCUAGACAGGGACCAUAGUCAUUAUCAUACCUUUCCAGUUCGAGAUUUUUGUUUUCAAUUAAUAGGUACACAUUUCAACGAGCUCAAGUGUACCAGACCAUUGUCGAGCCUACGCGCUAAGUUGUCCAGACGACACAGACUACCUUAAAAUUUGCCAUCACAACCACAACCACACAUGCGACCGGUGUUCUCGUCUUACAUCUGUUGUUGCUGAAAUCGAGAGAGCUGUACAGGAAGUGGGAGGCACAACCGAUACGAAAGGAGAUUUGGCCUUUGUGACUUUACAGUCCAAACAAUACAUAAAUUCUUGGAAAUCGCACUUACUGCGUUCAACAAACCAGAACGAGUCUAGAUUAGACGUCAUCGAUAAGCUGGAUGAAACUUCUGUCUUACUGGUCUUAGACUGGGCUAUGAAAUAUCUACCAAAGAAAUUCAGGGAGAGCCAAACAGACCGGUUUGGUAAGAGGUCUGCCAUGGCAUCACAGUUGCGACGAGAAAGGGAAAUGAUGGCAAGAUUGAGAUGAUGACAUUUGUACACUUAUUUGAGACCUGUAACCAGGACAGUUCUGCAGUUCUUGCCAUACUUAACGACGUCUUUCGUCGACUGAAGGAUGUCAUGCCUCAUUUACAAUCUAUUUAUCUUAGACAAGACAACGCCGGGUGUUACCACUGCGCUUUAACCCUGAUUACAGCCAGCAAAGUAGCAGAGCUAAAUAAACUACGCAGAAUGGAUUUUUCAGAUCCCCAAGGAGGGAAGGGAUCUUGCGAUCGGAAAGCUGCAACGAUCAAAUCCCAUAUGGCCAUCCAUUUGAAUUCAGGCCACGAUAUAGAGUCGGCAUCUCAAAUGCAGGAGGCAAUAGAACCAUUUGUAGGUAUCCCUGGAGUAAAAACAGUAUUGUGCAGGCCUCCUAUGUCUUUCAUUAAAAGCCCUUGAAAUGGGAUGGUGUGAGCUUUGUAAACAACGUUCAUUAUGGCGAGGAAGGUGUGAGAGUAUGGAGAUCCUACAAAAUUGGAAGAGACAAAUUCAUUCCUUGGAGCAAGUUUCAUGUUCCUGACCAGGACGAAGUUCCAACUCUGGAAUGCAGUGCAGCAAGCGAAAAUAUAAAAGCAAAUUUUGUUCCUAUCAAGCCGAGACGAGCAGAGGUUGCUAAAACAUCUCAAAAGCACAAAGACAGCACUGAUGAAGGUACCGAUGAUUCAAGUGAAGAAUCGCGCACUUCCACAACUAAAAAUAUUUUUUUCUGCUCGGAAGAGGGUUGCAUCAAGUCCUAUCAAUGCCAUUCGUCAUUACAGAAGCAUCUCGAAUGUGGGAGACACAAAUAUAUUCUUGAAUAUGAAACUCUCUACGACCGCGCCGUGCUAGGGUAUGCCUCGAGACUGGAGAAGGGACCGGGUGCUGUGCCGGAACUGCGGGACACGGAAUCCACCCCGUCAUCGUCUGUAGCUUCUGUUGAAAUGGGAUGGGCCUUAAAACAGAGUCGUUCUCGCAAUAUUCGUUUCACUGAUGAGCAAAAGUUUUUAAUCGUAUACCGUUACUGGCACUGGUGA
Messenger RNA from Pocillopora meandrina, 2490 nucleotides. The record is from the annotation of a GenBank genome assembly. NCBI's taxonomy places the organism in Eukaryota, Metazoa, Cnidaria, Anthozoa, Scleractinia, Pocilloporidae.